GUCACUGUACGCUGCCCAGAAACUCUGAGGCGGAUCCCCCAACCCAGUGUCAGACUGAUCGCCUUUGGCCCGAGGGCGAGGAGCCACAGGACAGUAUGGCCAAAGCGGCGGCCUCCUCGUCGCUGGAGGACUUGGACCUGAGCGGAGAGGAGGUCCAGCGGCUCACCUCCGCCUUCCAGGACCCGGAGUUCCGGCGAAUGUUCUCCCAGUACGCCGAGGAGCUCACCGACCCGGAGAACCGGCGGCGCUACGAGGCGGAGAUCACCGCGCUAGAGCGUGAGCGCGGGGUGGAAGUGCGGUUCGUGCACCCGGAGCCCGGCCAUGUGCUGCGCACCAGCCUGGACGGGGCGCGGCGCUGCUUUGUGAAUGUCUGCAGCAACGCGUUGGUGGGCGCGCCCAGCAGCCGGCCCGGCUCCGGUGGCGACCGGGGCGCAGCUCCUGGCAGCCACUGGUCCCUGCCCUACAGCCUGGCGCCCGGCCGCGAGUACGCGGGGCGCAGCAGCAGCCGCUACAUGGUCUACGACGUGGUCUUCCAUCCAGACGCGCUUGCGCUGGCCCGGCGGCACGAGGGCUUCCGCCAGAUGCUGGACGCCACGGCCCUGGAGGCCGUCGAGAAGCAGUUCGGCGUGAAGCUGGACCGCAGGAAUGCCAAGACCCUGAAGGCCAAGUAUAAGGGGACCCCAGAGGCUGCGGUGCUGCGCACGCCCCUGCCCGGGGUCAUCCCCGCAAGGCCUGACGGGGAGCCGAAGGGUCCUCUCCCGGACUUCCCCUACCCUUACCAGUACCCGGCAGCCCCCGGGCCCCGGGCGCCCUCCCCUCCGGAAGCGGCCUUGCAGCCCGCCCCCACCGAGCCUCGCUACAGCGUGGUGCAGCGCCACCACGUGGACCUCCAGGAUUACCGCUGCUCCAGGGACUCAGCCCCGAGCCCCGUGCCCCAUGAGCUGGUGAUCACCAUCGAACUGCCGCUGUUGCGCUCGGCCGAGCAGGCGGCGCUGGAGGUAACGAGAAAGCUGCUGUGCCUCGACUCGAGGAAACCUGACUACCGGCUGCGGCUCUCGCUCCCGUACCCAGUGGACGAUGGCCGCGGCAAGGCACAAUUCAACAAGGCCCGGCGGCAGCUGGUGGUUACGCUGCCAGUGGUGCUGCCGGCCGCGCGCCGGGAGCCCGCUGUCGCCGUCGCCGCCGCCGCGCCGGAAGAGUCCGCGGACCGGUCCGGAACUGACGGCCAGGCCUGCGCUUCCGCUCGCGAGGGGGAGGCGGGACCCGCGAGGAGUCGCGCGGAGGACGGAGGCCACGAUACCUGCGUGGCUGGGGCUGCGGGCUCCGGGGUCACCACCCUGGGCGACCCGGAGGUGGCGCCUCCGCCGGCCGCAGCUGGAGAGGAGCGUGUCCCCAAGCCGGGGGAGCAGGACUUGAGCAGGCACGCGGGGUCACCGCCGGGCAGCGUGGAGGAGCCAUCUCCUGGAGGAGAAAACUCACCUGGUGGCGGAGGCUCCCCUUGUUUGUCCUCCCGGAGCCUGGCGUGGGGUUCUUCUGCGGGAAGAGAGAGUGCGCGCGGAGAUAGCAGUGUGGAAACACGCGAGGAGUCGGAGGGCACGGGCGGCCAGCGCUCAGCCUGCGCCAUGGGUGGUCCCGGGACCAAGAGCGGGGAGCCUUUGUGUCCUCCGUUACUGUGUAAUCAGGACAAAGAAACCUUGACUCUGCUCAUUCAGGUGCCUCGGAUCCAGCCGCAAAGUCUUCAAGGAGAUUUGAAUCCCCUCUGGUACAAAUUACGCUUCUCCGCACAAGACUUAGUUUAUUCCUUCUUUUUGCAAUUUGCUCCAGAGAAUAAAUUGAGUACCACAGAACCUGUGAUUAGCAUUUCUUCAAACAAUGCAGUGAUAGAACUGGCAAAAUCUCCAGAGAGCCAUGGACAUUGGAGAGAGUGGUAUUAUGGUGUAAACAACGAUUCUUUGGAGGAAAGGUUAUUUGUCAAUGAAGAAAAUGUUAAUGAGUUUCUUGAAGAGGUCCUGAGCUCUCCAUUCAAACAGUCUAUGUCCUUGACCCCACCAUUAAUUGAAGUUCUUCAAGUUACUGAUAAUAAGAUUCAAAUUAAUGCAAAGUUGCAAGAAUGUAGUAACUCUGAUCAGCUACAAGGAAAGGAGGAAAGAGUAAAUGAAGAAAGUCAUCUAACUGAAAAGGAAUAUAUAGAACAUUGUAACACCCCUACAACUGAUUCUGAUUCAUCUAUAGCAGUUAAAGCACUACAAAUAGAUAGCUUUGGUUUAGUUACAUGCUUUCAACAAGAGUCUCUUGAUGUUUCUCAAAUGAUACUUGGAAAAUCUCAGCAACCUGAGUCAAAAAUGCAAUCUGAAUUUAUAAAAGAAAAAAGUGCUACUUGUUCAAAUGAGGAAAAAGAUAACUUAAACGAGUCAGUAAUAACUGAAGAGAAAGAAACAGAUGGAGAUCACCUAUCUUCAUUACUGAACAAAACUACGGUUCACAAUAUACCUGGAUUCGACAGCAUAAAAGAAACCAAUAUGCAGGAUGGUAGUGUGCAGGUCAUUAAAGAUCAUGUGACCAAUUGUGCAUUCAGUUUUCAGAAUUCUUUGCUAUAUGAUUUGGAUUAAUUCUAUAUAAUUUUGGACUUUUAAAUAUUAAGGUUAAAAAAUACCUGUAUCUAAAAUUGAUUCUGUUAACUGUUGUCUUAAAACUAAAGGUAUUAAAGUAUAAAAUUAAAAUUUGCAAUUUUUUUUAAAAAAUUGCAAUUUUGAUUCUCAUGGGGGAAAUUGGAGAUAAUUUUUUUUUUUUUGCCUCUGGAGUUUAAAGUUUCCUUAUGGAGAUAAGUUUUGUGAUUCCUGUAAUAGAUGUGUAUGUUUUCUAUUUGAGAGUUAAAACAUUUGAGAGUUAAAACAUUUAGUUUUAAUACAACCUAUGUAUAUAUACUUCUGUGUUAAAUUUUGCUUUGUCAUUAAUAAAAUUUAAAAAUAUUCACUAA
This is a messenger RNA of Homo sapiens (human), 2977 nucleotides long. RefSeq names its product dynein axonemal assembly factor 2 (gene DNAAF2). Lineage: Eukaryota; Metazoa; Chordata; Mammalia; Primates; Hominidae. The transcript has 3 exons. The record is from RefSeq and is marked reviewed. Gene Ontology annotation, cellular component: cytoplasm; extracellular region; dynein axonemal particle. Gene Ontology annotation, biological process: axonemal dynein complex assembly; cilium-dependent cell motility. Bases 96 to 2609 code for a protein of 837 amino acids.